AUGUCUAUUCCAUUGACUUUAAGUACACCUAUUUUAUAUAUUGUUUCAAACUUAGGUUCAAAGUGCUAUUCGAAUGUCGACAGAAACUACUAUGACCAAAAGAUACUCAUGCGUAUAAACAACACUUUCUCUGCUGGUUUGCCUAUUGUUCAUUCGAAUGCAGAGUUUUCAGCUUUAGUGAACUCAAACACUUUAGCAAACAUAAACUUAACCUUAGUUGACGCAAACUUUGUUCCUGUAAAACUUUUAUGUCCUAUGUAUUUGUCAAUGACGGCAGAAAGUUUCGAAUUGGAAGAUGCAACUGGUGAAAGUAUUGUAUUACAAGAACAACUUCAACAACAAAUAGCUCAAGAACAACAAAUGCAACAAAUGGAACAACAAAGUCAAGAAUAA
Trichomonas vaginalis G3 is the source of this 393-nucleotide messenger RNA. RefSeq lists its product as uncharacterized. The record is from RefSeq and is a predicted model, not a curated record. Bases 1 to 393 code for a protein of 130 amino acids. The transcript has a single exon. Lineage: Eukaryota; Parabasalia; Trichomonadida; Trichomonadidae.